GCUGGGUAGCUGGUUUUGUGUUUCCCCCUUGUAAGGGGUGUUAGGCUUUGGGCUAUGGGAAAGUGUGUCGCCGUUCCGCCCUUGGAGUUUUGCAGUAACUCAUGUUGUUGAGGUGUAGGGAGUUGAGGUUACGUUGGGCGCCGAGAUGGAGUGUGAGCGUGAGGGUGUGUUAUGUAAAUUUAUUGGCGUGAUAUUAGACUAAUUAUUAAUUCAAUGAUGACUUCAAUGAUAGUGAUGUAUAUGUAAAUAUGUUGGUAACUUAUAAUUAAUUAUUAUUAAAUAUUGUUCAUAUUGAAAACUGUUGUUAUUCACUAACUGUUCAGUUGAAUAACUGUUAUUCGAUAUUCGUAUGUUACAUGCCAUUACUUUUAGGUUCUUGUGUUAUUCUGUUCAGGCUGGGGAUACGGGACCAUCAUAUCAUACCCUACUUAAGCGACUAAACCCACCUGACAGAAAUGGGGGCUCGUCGAAACAAUAUGUAAAUGUCAACGUUGUGACCUUUGUGUCCUUGAUUUGACCGCUAACGCCAACAUAAGAUAUAUGACAUAUAAUGAUAUAUGUAAUGGUUAUGUAUUAAAUAAAAUUAAAUACAUUUAAGCCGUUUGAGCGGUCUGAUGCUUUAUGUACAGCACGCGAUAGAUUAGUUGGGCAUCCCUUGUAUUUUGCCUAAUGUGCUUAGUUCCCAUUUGUUUCGGAAAACUUAGAGUGUGUAGUUACUCUUUGAAACUAUUGUAACCUGUUCUUUUAUUUAUUGUCACCAACGCCUGAUUCCUCUGACUCUGAGCGGCAACGUGUGAGUGGAUCGAGUGUCUGUCGACGGGAUCGACCUGAAACUGUGUGUCUUGCUGGCUGGUGUACCGGAACCGUCCUGAAGUUAGAACCGUUGGUCUGCUCCAGUGGCUUUGGUUGUGCUUUGGUUGUCUGUGGCUUUUCUCUUCUGCGGAGCCUGGAGUGAGGCGAGUUUCUUCCGACGCGGGAUACUGAGCAGAUAAGUCCUUUGCCCUGUUUUUGUCGAUGCGCCCGUGAUUUCAGUUAGCCCGUUGUAAUUAAGAAAUAAUAUUUUUUUUUUUCCUUUUUCUCUCUAUGAUCUAACUUUGGUUUUUGUUAGUGAUAGUUAGACUGUAAGUAUUAUUUAAUAGUCUGUGUGAUGGAGACGAGGUUGACUCUAACCGCCCAGUUCAUCAGUGACGGCCGUGCUCUAGGGUAUGAUGGUGAGAGGUUGGAGAGGUAUGUGGCAGAGCAGAAGGUUGAAUACGAGAGAGCCAAGAAGGAGGAGUUUGAACGAGAGACGGCUAGGCUUGAGCGAGAGGAGAGAUUGAGAAAAGAGGCGCAGGCUGAGGAGAAAGCCAGACUUGAGCGUGAAGAGAGGUUGAGAAGAGAGGCGAAGGCGGAUGAAGCCGCUAGACAUGAACGGGAGGAGAAGGCCAGGCGUGAGGAACACGAGAGGUGGAAGGAGAGAGAUGCUAGAGAGGAGCUCAAAAGAAAAGAUGAACUGGAGUUGGCACGGCUUAAAGAGAAGUCGGCGCCAGAGGCAGGUGCAGUGGUAGGUCAGGCAGUUGAGGUGCGACAAAAGAGUGUCUUGGACAUUCUAGACAAGAACUUCCAAGGCAUGAAGGAAGAGGACGAUCUUCUGGCGUACCUGACGCACUUCGAGGCCGUAGCAGCAAGGUGUAAGAUUGAGAGUAAAGAGUGGGCCCUACUGUUGUCCUACAAACUGACGACACCUCUCAAAAACUUUAUGUUGAGGGACAGUCUGUUCCUCAGCGACAAGUAUGAGGAUGUCAAAACGGCACUUCUCCGCCACCCAGACAUCAAUGCAGAUACAUGCCGCAAAAGGUUCCACCGGGUCAAACCACGGCAGAAUGACUUCCGAGUUGAGGACCGCACUGGACAACUGGUGCAAAAUGGCUGAGGUCGGUAAGACAGUAGAAGAGAUCAAAGAUCCUUUCAUUAAAAAUAGGAUACUAGAAAGCGUAUCAAAUGAGGUGUACAGGCAGCUCGUGUUAAACAAACGCAGCACAGUAGAAAAUAUGUUGGAGGUGAUUGAAGGUUUCAAGGUUGCUGGUUCUGAGGUAGCAAUAAGAAAGGAAGAAAGUGUGUAUGUGGCAGCAGCAUGUUGUGAGCCUGUGAUUAAGCAGAAUC
This is a messenger RNA of Biomphalaria glabrata, 2142 nucleotides long. RefSeq names its product trichohyalin-like. The record is from RefSeq and is a predicted model, not a curated record. The transcript has 2 exons. Bases 1148 to 1912 code for a protein of 254 amino acids. Lineage: Eukaryota; Metazoa; Mollusca; Gastropoda; Planorbidae.